GCCAUCUGAAAUUGUGGAUGAGAUUGUGGAUAUCAUCUUCCUUUUCUCUCAACACACAGUUUCGGAAGAAGUUUUAUGGACUAAUUUCCCUGAAUCCCACUUCAUAACUGUCACUGAUCGAUCCAAUGGAGCUUUUCCUUCUUCUUCCUUCCUACAAACAAAACUCCACUAUUUUCCACAAGCCCCUUAACCCCUUCGCCAUUAUGGGGAAGAGACGGCCAUCUCUUUUCCCUUGUCGAUGCUCCUUAUCGUCUUCACAUGAAAAAUCUUUAGAACAAGCUAAAGAAUCGCUGCGGUGUGAGGGAAGAAGGGCAUUGAUUGGUUCUUUCCUGACGACGGCUGCUGGCAUAUAUUUCUGCAAUGUAGCCGAGGCUGUUAGCACAAGUAGAAGGGCUCUAAGAGGAGCAAAAAUACCUGAAAGUGAGUUUACAACUCUCCCAAAUGGUCUGAAGUACUAUGACUUGAAGGUCGGAGGAGGAACUAAGGCUGUGAUUGGAUCCCGUGUUGCAGUUCACUAUGUGGCUAAAUGGAGAGGGAUCACCUUUAUGACAAGUAGACAAGGGCUUGGUGUUGGUGGAGGAACGCCUUAUGGAUUUGAUGUGGGCCAAUCAGACAGGGGGACGGUCCUCAAGGGAUUGGAUCUAGGUGUUCAAGGAAUGAGGGUGGGAGGCCAGAGAUUGCUUAUAGUUCCUCCUGAGUUAGCUUACGGAAGUAAAGGGGUUCAAGAAAUUCCUCCAAAUGCAACAAUAGAGUUGGAUGUGGAAUUAUUAUCCAUCAAGCAAAGUCCAUUUGGGACUCCAGUAAAAAUUGUUGAAGGUUAAUAAAUUUCUCAGUGAUAUGGAUUGGCAUUGAAACUAUGAAAUUGGUGCUGAAGGGGAAAGCUUACCUGGUUUGAGUCUUCUUUUCAGCAAGAUAUGUCCAUUACCAUUUUGAUUAAUAUUUAUUUUUUAUUGAAAUGUAAAUUCAUUCUCCCAUCUUAUGAAUAUAUAUCACAUGUACUUUAUGGAAAGCAACUGAGAUAUUUGGGUAGUGCAGGUUCCAUUAGAA
Benincasa hispida (wax gourd) is the source of this 1047-nucleotide messenger RNA. Its product is annotated as FKBP-like peptidyl-prolyl cis-trans isomerase family protein. Gene Ontology annotation, cellular component: chloroplast thylakoid lumen. Gene Ontology annotation, molecular function: peptidyl-prolyl cis-trans isomerase activity. The record is from RefSeq and is a predicted model, not a curated record. NCBI's taxonomy places the organism in Eukaryota, Viridiplantae, Streptophyta, Magnoliopsida, Cucurbitales, Cucurbitaceae.